This is a messenger RNA of Rosa chinensis, 1104 nucleotides long. RefSeq lists its product as uncharacterized. The transcript is spliced from 2 exons. Lineage: Eukaryota; Viridiplantae; Streptophyta; Magnoliopsida; Rosales; Rosaceae. The record is from RefSeq and is a predicted model, not a curated record. The coding region runs from base 1 to 1104 and encodes 367 amino acids.
AUGUCUCCUUCACCACCAUCAUCAAUACGUUGGUCCUCCAGGCCUACCAAGACUCCAUCAUAUUUGCAGGAUUUCCAUGUAGAGGCAUCUCUCCCCUCUCGACUCCCACCUUCAUCUUCAACGAACGUGGUUCUUCCCUCAGGAAACAGUUUGAAAGAUAUCAUGGACACCAAACAAUUUCUUUCUAGUCAUUUCAAGCUAAAGGAUAUGGGGCAGCUAAAGUACUUUUUGGGAAUAGAAGUAGCCAGAUCAAAGCAAGGCAUUGCACUAUGUCAAAGGAAGUAUGCCCUAGAGAUUCUUGAAGACACAGGUUUCCUUGGUGCCAAGUCCUCACGUUUUCCUGUUAAUCAAAGUAUAUCACUCACACAAACAAAUGGAGAUUUACUAGAUGAUCCAUCACAAUAUUGCAGAUUGGUAGGGCGGCUCAUAUACCUUACCAUUACAAGGCUUGAUCUUGUCUAUGUCAUCCACUUACUAAGUCAGUUUAUGGACAAGCCCAAGAAACCACAUCUUGAGGCAGCGCAUAAGGUCUUAAGGUACAUUAAACAAGCACCAGAGCAAGGGAUUCUUCUGCCUUCCACAGGGUCAUUAGAGUUAAGGGCAUAUUGCGACGCUGACUGGGCUCGUUGCAAGGACACAAGGAGGUCAGUGCCAAGAUAUUGCAUUCUUUUUGGUAAUGCACCAAUUUCAUGGAAAACAAAGAAGCAGAGUACAGUAGCUCGCUCAAGUGCUGAAGCGGAAUAUCGUUCUAUGGCCACUACGUGUUGUGAGGUGACUUGGUUGCGCAAUAUAUUGAAGGAUUUGAAUGUAAAUCAUACACAACUAGUUAGGUUAUUUUGUGACAAUCAAGCUGCUAUUCAUAUAGCAUCAAACCCAGUAUUUCAUGAGUGCACAAAGCAUAUAGAAAUCAAUUGUCAUGUUGUUCUUGAAAAGGUGCAAAGAGGAAUAGUCAAAACAGCAUAUGUUCGCACCAAAGAGCAACCAGCAGACCUGUUUACCAAGCCCCUGAGUUCAAUCCAGUUUGAGGCAUUACUUCGCAAGUUGAGUGUAAUCAACAUACACUCCAACUUGAGGGGGAGUAUCGAAGGAAAGAAUCCCAUGUAA